CGGCAGUGGGGUCAGAGGUCGGCUCAAACGGCCACAGCCUCGGUUAACUACUGGUGGGAGAGGUACGAGGAGUUCGUCGGGCUCAACGAGGUCCGGGAGGCUCAGACCAACGUCACUGAGGCUGAGGCAGCGUUCAUGGUGGCCAGAGGGAUGGUGCGUGAGGCCCAUGCCAGCCUGGAGGCCCUGCAGGUCCGGCUGAAGGAGGUCCGGGACCGGCUGGACCGAGUGUCCAGGGAGGAGGCUCAUUACCUGGAGCUGGCCACGCUGGAGCACAAACUGCUGCAGGAGGAGCGCCGUCACCGGACAACCUACGAGAAUGCUGAGGGUUCAGAGAGGGAGAAGUUCAAUUUGUUUUCAGCAGCCGUCAGAGGGAGCCACGAAAAGGAGAGGACAAGAGCCGAACGGACCAAGAACUGGUCCAUCAUUGGCUCGGUGCUGGGAACCCUGAUCGGGGUCAUGGGAUCGACUUAUGUCAACCGUGUCCGCCUGCAGGAGCUGAAGACUCUGCUGCUGGAGGCCCAGAAGGGUCCAGAGAGUCUGCAAGAAGCUCUCCACGUCCAGGCAGGAAACCAUCGCUCCCAGCGGGACGAGCUCCGAGCUCUCAUUGACAGCCUCAAGGUCACUUUGACCGACGCCUUCACACCGACGAGCCCAGUCCUCAAAGUCCAGAGAGCUCCAGCACCAGAGCCACCCAGUGUGCCUGUCUCAGCCUUAAAAGACCUCACCGUCUUCAGCCAAAGGACACAGUCCCUGCUCGAGUCCCUCCAACCACAACUGGGACAACUGGAGCAAGGCCUUGGUAGAGUUGAGAGCAAACUGUCGGUGGUGAAAGGGCUGCUGGACGCCAGACCACAGGCCGAACCCCGGGCUCCUGAACCGCGGGUAGAGACACCAGAGAGAGAACAGAGAGUGGACCUGUGGGAAUCUGAGGUGGCUGCGAGGCGUCUUGAGGAGACCCAGAGGACGCUGGGAGAAGGGAUAAGGACAAACACUAUUUAUAAUGCUGUGUUUACUUACACCGCCACCGCCAUCACCAUCUCUGCCGUCUACCUGAUGCUCAGGGGAGCUGGUUAGACGUGAGGCCAACACACUGAGUAUGUCCACGUGCACUGAUACGUUAUCAGACACUGGGGAAAUAAAAUCUAAAUUAUAUCAUAAUAUAACAUUGAUGUGGUUGGAAGCAUAGACUGUAAAUAACGACGGAUGACAACAAAUAUUGGAAGCUGUCAUGUCGUCCAUCUUUAUACACAGUCUGUGUUUGUGAGUAAACUCUAAUGAACGAGUUCCAGCUAUUUUGGGCUGAUGUCUACUGAACCACUGAAGCUGCUUUCAGAUACUUUGUGAUCUCAAGAUAAAAUGUAAACAGAAUUUAACAUGAUCACUCGGCAAUAUACGUUUUCAUCAUCUCUUUUUCCAUCACUGUACAAUAAAUGUUUAAUUCUCUUCAACUCAUGAUAUAAAACAAAGCAAAUCCUCACAGUUGUGAAGCUGGAAUCAGGACGUCUUUGAUUUUCUAAAUGUAUUUGUUUAUUUUCUCAUCUAUCGGACCAAUUAGUUCAGGCCUCAGUGGAUUUCAGAACCCCCCCCCCACACUAGGUGUACCUGAACUUUGAAAGCAGAUUCCCUCGUGUUAGGAUUCAGUGUUUGUAUCUGGAGUUGGACCAGCUGAGAGGGAAGGACCAUGUUUCUGUCUCUACAUGUUAAUAUAACUCAGUGCUCAUACGUAAGGAGAACACACAAAGUGACGGUUCACUGAUUCUCUUCAGAUUAAUGAAGAUAUAAGAAGAAUUAAAGAAAUAAGUGAGUUUUUAAUAAUCAGGGUAAGAAAAUACUCGUGAAAUGACACAGAUGAAGAAAAAUAUCCUUUAAUUCAAAUAAUUAAGGUAAUUAAGGUAACCAGUAAUCACUGUAAUCAUAUUUAGUUAAAUACAUCAGUACAAUUUUAACUGUGAGAAAAUGUCUGAAAACGUGAAUGAGGUUACCUCCAAGCUGCUUUGUGUCGUCAUGUUUGCAUUAGUUUGUCAUGUUGUUGACUGUGUGCACUAAGCUGAUGAUGAUGAUGAUGAUGAAGAUGAUCACUGCAGGUCUGUCUCCCUGAUUUACUGAUGUUUUCAAAUGAUUUUACAAUGCUUCGCUGAUUAAUCGAGUGGUUCAUAAAAUCCCCUCGAUCCAGAUUUGUAUUUUUAUUGCAUAAACUCAAUCGAUACCAUCUCCCUAAACAUGUCUGAAUACUUACAUGUCAUUCUGGUUUCUGCUUUUUGUU
Messenger RNA from Pleuronectes platessa (European plaice), 2263 nucleotides. Its product is annotated as mitochondrial potassium channel-like. The transcript has 4 exons. NCBI's taxonomy places the organism in Eukaryota, Metazoa, Chordata, Actinopteri, Pleuronectiformes, Pleuronectidae. The record is from RefSeq and is a predicted model, not a curated record. The coding region runs from base 136 to 1074 and encodes 312 amino acids.